GCCACAAACAGCUUGGUUGCGUUUCAAACGGCUGCAAUGACGCCAUGUUUGCGUUUGACUUCGAUGCCUUGGAGUUGGCUUCGGCCGGGCCAAAGAAGGAGGCGAAGGUGUCACCUCGGGAGACAAAGUGCUCGGAGACACAGCGGCCAGGACCUUGCGAUUCAGCGCCGGCUUUGCCGAGCCCAGCGAAAGGACCAUGCGCUGCGGCUCGUGCUGUACCGAGCCCGUCGACCGAAGGAGGUGAUCGUGGCAAAGAUCCACGAGUUAUAGACAGUACGCGGCAGAGGCUCCAGCGCUGGGAGCACACUUGCGGGAGGUUGGUGGACAUGGUGCGAGAAAUGAGCCACGAGUUCGUGGCAGGGCAGGGCUACAUGGAGGGCAUGCAGCACCUCAUCGAGAACACCCCCCGAGACCACGUGGGCCGCCGCUACCGCCUGGACGACUUUGCAGGCCCACUGCUCCGGGACCACUUCAUCCAGUGGACUUCCUCACAUUCGCGGGCGGAAGCCUUUCGGAAGGUGAUUUUGCGGCUGGAGAUGAAGGUGGUGGUGGCCACGAAGCACCUGGACCUGCGCCACGACUGGACUCUGCAGCCGGGCGCCUGGGAUGAGGACACGGUGCGCAUGGCGGAGCAGCUGGGCGCCACACGGCUCCCGCCCUUCGACGGCUUCACCCACAUGAAGCGGGGCUUGCUCUUUGUGGGUUUGCCCCUCCGGCUGUACUUGGCGGACAGCCCUCACCUCUAUGAGCUGAUUCGCCGCAUGCGGGGCCUAGAUGCUCCCAGUGCGAGCCCAGUGCGGGAGCGGUUGGAUGGCGCUGGGUUGUCCUACUCAGUGCUGGUCUUCGCACUCUUGGGGGGCCUGCAGGCGCUGCAUGCGGCGCGCCUGUCGGGCAAGCGCGGAGGCAGAGGCGCCCAGGGGCUGGACGGGUUGAUGGCGACGGCUCGGAGAAGCGAGGGAGCACCGGGACCGGGAGGAGCAGCUUUUGAGGUGAAGGAGGUGGACGACAACCCUCUGAUCUUCCGAGGGAUUUGGGUGCCCCAGCGCAUCGAUGAGGUGACCGCUAGCUACACCUGGACCUUCAACUCCUUCUCCCGCAGCAUGGAUGGGGUGUCCUGGGUGCUGGACUUCUAUGCCGUUGAGCCCACAGGGAACGUAGAGGUGGCCCAACUCGCCUGGCAAGAGUCCCACGUCUUGCUCUACGUGGCGCGCUUUCACGGGGAGAGCAGCACCUGGGCCUUUCCGGUGCAGUUCUUCAACUCGGGCCUGGCCGCGGACGUGGAGAAGGAACUUGUGGUGCUGCCGUUUGUGCACUAUGAGUAUGAGAAGAUCCAGGGUGAGCUCUUCGAAGUGCGGAGCAGCAUGCCGAGAGGCAUGCAGAGAUCGGCUCUUUGGCAGAUGGAGCACAGAUGGGGCGUCUCCUUCGCGGAACAUGCGCCGCAGAUGCUUGAGCUGCUGGAGGGUGGAGGCCUACGGGACUACGGCGGGCUGAACCGCAAGCUGAAGGUCACGGUGCGCUUCAUCAAGGAGAUCAAGCCGUGCAAGCCCAUCUUGGACCUGAUGGCGGCCGGGCUUGGGCCGCCUGAGAACCUUUUGCUGGCGUUUCCUCCCCGAGACCCAGAAGCCACAGAUGUGAAAAGCGUCUUUGGAGCUGGCUUUCACGAGCUAAACAAGCUGGUUCAACGGGGGUGAAGCCGGGGGAGCUGAAGCCGCUGGGCACCUUCGUGCCAGGCCAGAAGAUUAUUGGAGGCGACUACUCCCUGGAAGAACGGCUGGCGAAGUGAGUGCGGCCACGGCCGAGGAGGUCCUGUUUCCAAUCUUCCGCUCGAUUUCUGUCGGCCCAAGA
Molecule: messenger RNA, 1845 nt
Organism: Effrenium voratum
Lineage: Eukaryota; Dinophyceae; Suessiales; Symbiodiniaceae
Source: the annotation of a GenBank genome assembly